CCUGCUCAGCCCGAGGGGAUCUCCCGAGGAAGUGGCACCUGGGGACGAUUUUCCUGUUUGACCAGACUUUCCGAACUCCCGCGGCCGGGCCUCCCAGACCCCUCGCCUGGGCUCGACCCUUCUGGCUACCCGCGCCUUACCCUCUCCAAUUCGCAUACCGCCCCAGGGCUCGGCGAAUCCGCUGCGCGCAGCCCCCGGCGAGCGAGCGCCGGACUGCAGUCGUCGCCCCUCGGGGCUGGGGUGCUGGCGCCGCGUGGUGACUGCGGGGGAGUUGUAUGCUGCGUGGACCUGCGUCUCCUCCUUGCGUCCCCCGCAGGGGCCACUCCUGCCGGGACCCCGCACCGCAGCUCCAGCGCGCGGGCGCGUGGGAGGAGGGAGGGAAACAAGGGUGGUGGGGAUGGAGAGGGGGUAAGUGAAGAGAGAGAAGGGAAAGGAGCCGGAGAAAGAGAAAAUACGGGGAAAAGGAAAGGAGAAAGAUAAAAAGAAGGAGGUGGAGAAGGAGAAAAUUAAGGAAAAAGAAAAGGAAAGGGGGAGGGAGGAGAAAAGUAAGAGUAAAGAAGAGGAAAAGAGGAAAGGGCGGGAGACGGAGAAGGGGAAGGAACAAUUUACGGAAAAAGAAGAGAAAGAGAAGGACAACAGCACGUUGGCAAAGCCGCCGCUGGAGCUGCCGGAGAAAAAUAAGCAGAUCCUAGUGCUGGGCCUGGAUGGAGCAGGAAAGACCAGUGUUCUCCACUCUCUAGCUUUAAACAGAGUCCAGCACAGCGUGGCACCAACCCAAGGUUUCAAUGCAGUGUGCAUCAGCACUGAAGACAGCCAGUUGGAGUUCCUGGAGAUUGGUGGCAGCAAACCUUUCCGUUCCUGUUGGGAAAUGUACCUGUCCAAGGGAUUGCUGCUAAUCUUUGUGGUGGAUUCAGCAGAUCACAACAGAUUACCUGAAGCCAAGAAGCACCUUCAUCAACUAAUUGGGACAAAUCCAAUCCUUCCUCUGGUUGUGUUUGCAAACAAACAGGAUCUUGAAGCAGCCUAUCACAUUACAGAUAUCCAUGAAGCUUUGGCAUUAUCUGAGGUGGGAAAUGACAGGAAGAUGUUCUUGUUUGGAACCCAGGUGACUGAGAAUGGCUCAGAGAUACCCUCCAUCAUGCAAGAUGCCAGAGACCUGAUUGCACAGCUGGCUGCAGACAUGCAGUGAUCAGGCCUAGGCCCACUGUGAGGCUCAUGAUUUGAACGUCACCAGGGAAUGUUUAGCGGCAGGCUGGAAGCCAAAAGUUUCCACUUUCCAAUAAAAAAUAAGGCAUUUCCUAUUUUCUCAAUGCAGGGCAUAUACACAUAUAUAAGAUAAUGUUAAUUGAUUAAGAGGAUCUCUAUUUAUAUUUUGAACUUUAAAAAUAUUGGUAAAACAAUGUAUUUAGAGGGAUUUGGAUUUUUUUUUAAUUUUUAUUUAUUUUUGGCUGCGUUGGGUCUUUGUUGCUGCAUGCGGGCUUUCUCUAGUUGCAGCGAGCGGGGGCUACUUUUCGUAGUGGUGCAUGGGCUUCUUAUUGCGGUGGCUUCUCUUGUUGCGGAGCACAGGCUCUAGGUGCACGGGCUUCAGUAGUUGUGGCACAUUGGCUCAGUAGUUGUGGCUCGCAGGCUCUAGAGCGCAGGCUCAGUAGUUGUGGUGCACGGGCUUCAUUGCUCCAUGGCAUGUGGGAUCUACCCAGACCAGGGCUUGAACCCACAUCCCCUGCAUUGGCAGGUAGAUUCUUAACCACUGUGCCACCAGGGAAUUCCCGGGAUUUGGAUUUUUAAUCAACCAAAUUAAAGUGAACAGUAGGAAGCAUUCAUUCCAUUUGUAGUUUCUCAAUGAAAUGAGAUUUACAUUAAAAUAUUUUAAUAACUUUUCUCUUUUCAAGUAAAAAUCCAGGUGUCUUUCCUUUAAGUGGAUCCGUUUAAUACUGUAGGGAAAAAAAUAUCAGGAUAGGGCAAUAAGAAAAGUAAGCACUAUCAAACCCACAUAGAAAUAUAAAUUAACAGCAUUCAGAAAGAUUUAGGAAAGGCUUCUUUUUAAGAAACUAUUGCACUAAAAGAAGAACACCGUGAGGAUUUGUUUUUUAAAUUCUUGUUAUUUAGCUUUUUUAUAUAGGUAAGCUUUCUUUACUAGAAAUAUUUUGUAAGAGUGAUAACUCUGUUUACCUACAGACAUAAAUCCAACUUCGAACCUUA
Messenger RNA from Orcinus orca (killer whale), 2199 nucleotides. It is a transcript of the gene ARL9, whose product is annotated as ADP ribosylation factor like GTPase 9. The transcript has 4 exons. Gene Ontology annotation, molecular function: GTP binding; GTPase activity. The record is from RefSeq and is a predicted model, not a curated record. Lineage: Eukaryota; Metazoa; Chordata; Mammalia; Artiodactyla; Delphinidae.